Thamnophis sirtalis is the source of this 1654-nucleotide messenger RNA. NCBI's taxonomy places the organism in Eukaryota, Metazoa, Chordata, Lepidosauria, Squamata, Natricidae. The record is from RefSeq and is a predicted model, not a curated record.
AUGGAGGACAUCUGCCGGACUGCCUCCUGGUCCUCGCCUUCACUCUUCAUCAGACACUACCAGCUAAAUACGUAUGCCUCGGCCGAGGCAUCUUUUGGGAGGAGGGUCCUUCAGGGUGUUCUGGACACUCGGGAGCAGAGAUUCCGUAACCAAUUGUUUUACGACAAGGACAAGCAACCCUGCCACGGGUUUGAGCUUCCUAAGCCACUGACCACCUGCGAUGUGGCCGUACGCAUCUUGCACACCCGUUAUGACCAUUUAUCGCCUUUUCACGAUUUCCCCAAAGAGCUCCCGAAACUGGACCUCCCAUCCACGGUGACGGAGGCGACUCAGUCCAGCAAUCAAACAGAAAUCCAAACCGAAGACCGGGAGACCCUAAAAGAUGUUUCUGAGAUCAAAACGGACGCCUCGGCGAGAACCAUGACCAUUAGCGAUGUCUUCAGUUAUUCGGAAAGGAGGAGGAGCAGCAGCUCCCGGGGCUCUGGAAGUAGAGAAGAUCAUUACAAAAGCUCCUUUUUCCUUCGGUCCACCUCCAGAGCUCACGUUUCAGCCCUGCGGCUCUUUGACAUCAGUGAGUUGGAUAUCCUUGAAGAUUACACGGUGGAUUUGCACCAGUUCAUGUCGGUGGGGGGCGUCUACCACUGCAAUUUGCUGAAGCUCCCACCUCAAGCCAAGCAAGUCAAAGGAUGGACCAUCGUAGAAGUCUUGGAUACGGGAUUAGAGACUUACCCCUACGCUGCGUCAUGUGAGGACUCUGAAGACAACUCAGCGGUGACCGUGGGGAUCACGAUCCAUCUUUCCGAUUCUGUGAUCUACUUUGAAGAACCGCUGAUCGCAAGAUGGGAUAAUCAAGCAAGAGAAAGUUUGGGCCUAUACUGUGGGCGUAAGCCGAAGCCGGUCAUUUUGCUCCCUGCUUUGGAAAAUCUGAAACGGCCGUUUCUUCCGAGACAGGACAAUCAAUGCAUGAUCUACUCUGUGGCUACCAUCGAAGAUUCUGACCUGCUUAUGGGGCUGAGAGAAAAAUGGAUGUCACCCAUGGCCCUCAUGAUGGUCCUGAAGAGAGCUGGCAUGAACAUCUUCCCCGCUGAAUACUCCUCAAAGUAUGUCAGCGUGAACAAAAAAACGUUCUUGGCAGAAAUGAUGGUUUAUCAGCAAAUGUCCCUUGUUGCAACCUCUUUUGCCUUUGGCUGGAGCAAGUGGAAUCUGAAGAGUGGAGAGAACAAUCUGGUCUUUAAGGCCUGUGAACAUCUGAGUGAAGAAGAGCAGAUCCAAGAAGAAGAAUGGGCUCUCUACAUGUUCAACAGCCAAAGAGCUCAGAAGCUCGCGAUCGACGAGGAGAGCGAUGUUUUCUCCAAGAACAUCGCGGAAGGCUCCGAAUUCCACUCCACUCUCUAUCACCUCCUGAAAGACACCGGGAGCAAAGACGCCAUGGACCGCGUCAGGCAGAGCAACUACCUCUUCAUCGACGCCGUCUACCAAUUGCUCUUGGCCACCAGGGUGCUGACGUACUCCUAACACGCACAAAAGCCGCUUUUUAAGAACUUUAUUAGAGCUGAAAGACACUCCAGUCAACUAAGAGGUGGAAGAAAUCACGCUUCAGACAUUUUUUUAAAAAAAAGAAAGAAAAAAAUAAAUAAGCCAUUUAUGGAUAGAC